CAGCGAAUGCGCGCAGGAGCACCAUAAAACAGGGCCCUGUUUAGGCCGCCCCCCCGCCUUCCUGUAGUCCCCUUUUCCUCCACCACCAAGAACUGAAAAUUGUGGCGCCCAAUUCCCUGCUCCUCCGCGGCAUUGCUGUUGCAGAGGAUUGCGCCAGUGAAGCCACAUUGCGCGCGCAUCCGGCUCGCCGCUGGCCCGUCCAGUCCGCAAAAACUCCAUCCGCUCGUAGGCUCUCUCCACCUCCAUCCGCGCCGCUUAGAUCCAGCCACCCUUCAAUUGCAACCGCGCCUCGACUUCGUUCCCCGUAGGCAUCCUCACCGUGUUUGUUCCGGACCCCUUCGUUGCCGCCGCCGUGGGGUGCAGUGCAGGUCCGUCAGGACUUGUUACGGAUCCAUUCAUUCUGUUGCGCUGCAAAUUGUGCAAAUUGCAUUGUAAGGCCAUUUUAAGGAAUGCAGAAAGAUGUAUUUGCAUGCUAAAGAUUUCUCUUGUAAAGAGGAGGGCAUUUCUCCAAUUCAUUUGAAAUUACUGGUUCUUGAUGAGCAAGGAUUUCAAGUGCACAUUAGGUGCAUAUCAGAAAGUAAUGAUGCCACUAAUGUCAGAAAUAUUGCUAUGCUAGAUUGUAUAAUUUCUGAAGACGGUUGAAAUUUUUUGUUUUAUCAGUUUGGCUUCAUACAAUAAGAUAAUAAGAAUCAUCUGCUAGGAUUUGUUUAUGAUGGAAGCAGAGAAGAAUGGAAACAUUUUGAUGCAACGGUAUGAGGUUGGAAAAUUAUUGGGGCAGGGAACUUUUGCCAAGGUAUAUCAUGCUAGGAACAUAGUAACUUCACAAAGUGUUGCUAUUAAAGUGAUUGACAAGGACAAAAUUUUCAAGGUUGGCCUAAUGGAGCAGAUCAAACGAGAGAUAUCAGUGAUGAAAUUAGUAAGGCACCCAAACAUCAUACAGCUUUAUGAGGUCAUGGCUACUAAAUCAAAGAUAUACUUUGUGCUUGAAUAUGUCAAGGGUGGUGAAUUGUUUAACAAAAUUGCUAAAGGUAAGUUAAGAGAAGAUGCUGCAAGGAAAUACUUCCAACAGCUGGUUAGUGCGGUUGAUUUCUGCCAUAGUAGGGGUGUGUACCAUCGUGAUCUGAAGCCAGAAAACCUACUCGUCGAUGAUAACGGGAACCUGAAAAUUUCAGAUUUUGGAUUGAGUGCUCUUGCUGAGUCAAGGCGCCAAGAUGGCCUUCUACACACAACUUGUGGCACUCCAGCAUAUGUGGCACCUGAGGUUAUCAGCCGAAAAGGAUAUGAUGGUGCAAAGGUUGACACAUGGUCAUGUGGGGUUAUCCUAUUUGUUCUUAUGGCUGGUUAUCUGCCAUUCCAAGAUUCAAAUUUGAUGGAGAUGUACAGAAAGAUUGGGAAAGCAGAUUUCAAAUGUCCACCUUGGUUUCCAUCUGAUGUACGAAAGCUAGUGUCAAGAAUUCUUGAUCCAAACCCUAGGACUAGAAUGCCAAUUACGAAAAUAGUGGAAUGCUUUUGGUUCAAAAAGGGCCUUGACAGCAAGCUAAUCCGAAAGAAUAUCGAGAUGAAGGGGAAAGUUUCAGCUCUAACUCAUGUUGAUGUGGUUUUCGCAUCCACAGGUAGCAGUAGUGGCAAUAAUAAAAUGGUUGAUGAGAAGCAGGAUGCGGCAAAAGUCACCAACCUUAAUGCUUUUGAUAUCAUUUCCCUCUCAGAAGGCUUCAAUCUUUCUGCCUUAUUUGAGGAGACUGAGAAAAGAAAAGAGGCAAGGUUCACAUCUAGUCAAUCAGCUUCAACUAUUAUAUCGAAACUAGAGGAUGUUGCCACAUGUUCAAAACUUACUGUAAAGAAGAAAGAAGGUGGUGUGCUGAAAAUGGAAGGUGAAAGUGAAGGAAGGAAAGGUGUCUUGUCUAUCGAUGCAGAGAUUUUUGAAGUUACUCCUUCUUUCCAUUUGGUAGAGAUCAAGAAGAAUAAUGGGGAUACACUAGAAUACGAAAAUUUGUUUAAGCAGGACAUGAAACCAGCCCUCAAAGACAUUGUUUGGGCAUGGCAAGGUGAGCGUCAGGAUCAACCACAUGAAGAUCACAAGCAGAUAUAGGCUCACCUUGGCAUUUAUCUUGUUUGUUUCCACAGUAAUGCACAUUUCAAAUGUUGUAUCUGCAUGUAGGUUUCUGUCACUCAUUUUAUCUUCUACAUCCUAGAGUUAUUAUCUUCUCUGAAAUUGACAUGAACAUGUGAUUUUAUUCUGAACUUGCUAAGAAGCAUCAUGUUGUGAAGUUACACCCAUCAUUAACUGUUUUCUGUUCUAUUGUUAAUCUGCCCCUGGAUGGGUGAAUGUAGAACUGUUCCAUCGAACAGCAUGGUAGAUGAUCUGUUUUGACAUUAUGAUGGGUCCUGUCAGACAUUCUUGUUUUGUAAAUGAACUCUUUAACCUAA
Molecule: messenger RNA, 2427 nt
Organism: Setaria italica (foxtail millet)
Lineage: Eukaryota; Viridiplantae; Streptophyta; Magnoliopsida; Poales; Poaceae
Product: CBL-interacting protein kinase 18
Exons: 2
Coding region: 710-2089 (459 amino acids)
Biological process (GO): protein phosphorylation; signal transduction
Molecular function (GO): ATP binding; protein kinase activity
Source: RefSeq, a predicted model, not a curated record